AUGACAAGUGGAACGGCCGAGCAAAACAGACCUUACGAAUUUGGGUUCAACAUCGUUGUUUUUCAACAUAGGUACGAGAAGAAAGAUGCUGAUGGAAUUAUCACGGGAGUGACUAUAGGAGUGACUAUGACUUAUAGAAGAAUUAAAAGUUUGAAGGAUGCGCAAGAAAUAUCGAAAGCAAGGCAGAAAAUUGGAAAGAAGCUGGUAGAAGCUGUAGCAAGGGCUUGUAGUGCGUGCAAACUUGCAGUGAAAACAGACGAAUCUGAACGUACGACACAGACCAUUCGACCGGUAACGCUACUUACUUCUAAUAAAAAGUUGGAUGCUCUGCCACAAAGGAUGGCAGAGACGUUGGAAAUGGGAAAAAAGAGAAACGUCGAUUACUUUGCAGAUAAACUUUCUCACGAGAGAAAUGAAAUCUCUCAAAGCUCGAAGGAUUUUUCUAACGAGAGAAGAGGAAAGAAUUUAGUUCGAGACAUCGUGAAAGAUACGGUAGAUCCACGCCUCAAAGAGCCGAAUGUGGAUGAUCGAAUGCUGGAGAAGACGGCGAACGAUCUUUACUAUCGCUUUAAUUGCUCGAUAACGACACACGAGCAUCGAGAAGAUGGAUAUAGAAGCGGAGAGAAAAAUGGCAGCUUUCGCGCAGAAAGUGAAAAUGGUAUCGAUACCCGAGUGAAAUAUUUGUCGAACGAAUUUGGUCAUUGGCCGGACGUUUCGUUCGUUGCCAGCGAUAAUACGACGAAAUUGCCCUUUGGUACUGGACGUGGAGAACGAAUUUUGUUUAUCUUUCGAAUUUUUACGUAA
Molecule: messenger RNA, 804 nt
Organism: Bombus terrestris (buff-tailed bumblebee)
Lineage: Eukaryota; Metazoa; Arthropoda; Insecta; Hymenoptera; Apidae
Exons: 4
Coding region: 1-804 (267 amino acids)
Source: RefSeq, a predicted model, not a curated record